AUGCAUACAGUUCAGCUACGUAUGAUAAAAGGCAAUGAAAGUCGAGAACAGUUAUGGCAGAGUCACGUGGAAUUACGUCGAGAAGUUGGUGAAUGUGCUGAUGAAAAUAUUCUGUUUGGUUGUUUACUUGCAGAUAUGAAUCGAGUGCCAGCCGCCAUCGACUAUUACGUCUCAAUCAAUUAUAUUGAAGGUGAUAUGGUUUUUCCUACUUCAUUAUUAACAUCAAUUGGUCGUGGAGUGCUUCGUCGUGGUACUCCAGUAGCGUGGCCAAAUGGAAUUGUACCAUAUUAA
Rotaria sordida is the source of this 291-nucleotide messenger RNA. NCBI's taxonomy places the organism in Eukaryota, Metazoa, Rotifera, Eurotatoria, Philodinida, Philodinidae. The record is from the annotation of a GenBank genome assembly.